Messenger RNA from Vicia villosa (hairy vetch), 696 nucleotides. RefSeq names its product small ribosomal subunit protein uS17c. NCBI's taxonomy places the organism in Eukaryota, Viridiplantae, Streptophyta, Magnoliopsida, Fabales, Fabaceae. Gene Ontology annotation, molecular function: structural constituent of ribosome. Gene Ontology annotation, biological process: translation. Gene Ontology annotation, cellular component: ribosome. The record is from RefSeq and is a predicted model, not a curated record. The coding region runs from base 54 to 512 and encodes 152 amino acids. The transcript has a single exon.
AUCAAAUAAAUAGAAUCAGUUUUAUCUUCUUUCUUAUCCUUUCAAUUUCAACAAUGUCGCUUCUGCAACUCCCCGCUAAGCUCUCAACCCCAUUCCUCACCGGCAAUGGAAUCUCCCUCAACCGUUUCUCAAACCCCACUUCCUCCCUCCCUCUGACCCAACCCCGUUCCCUUCCGUUUCUGGAAAUCAAAGCCAUGAAAACACUGGAAGGAAAGGUCGUAUGUACCGCCAGCAACAAGACGGUGGCGGUGGAGGUUACCCGUUUGGCACCUCAUCCGAAAUACAAAAAGCGAAUCAGGAUGAAGAAGAAGUACCAGGCUCAUGAUCCUGAAAACGACUUCAAGGUUGGGGAUAUUGUUCAGCUUCUUAAAAUUAGACCGAUUAGUAAGAACAAGACCUUUCUCGCUGUUCCGGCUUCUGUUAGGAAAUCUUCUAACAAUGGUGGUUCCUCCGGUGAGCUUGGCAUUCCGCUUCAGUCUCAGGAAGAAGGAAAGGAACAGUCGAAGGAUUAGGCUUGCAAUCUCUUACUCUUGCUCUUUAAUUUUAUGGCGAUUUUUUUUCCGAUGUUGUUAGGGUAUGAAAUUUGCAUUGUAACUUUAAUAAUGAAAAUGUUUGUACUAAUAUGAAGAAAUUGGAAUUGAGAAAUGAAUGUUGUUGUUGUUUAUUGUGAAAAAAUAUUGAUUGAUUAUUGUGCUA